Seminavis robusta is the source of this 2775-nucleotide messenger RNA. The record is from the annotation of a GenBank genome assembly. NCBI's taxonomy places the organism in Eukaryota, Bacillariophyta, Bacillariophyceae, Naviculales, Naviculaceae.
AUGGGCUGUGCCUCAUCCAAAGCAGCCAUCCCGCAGCAAACAGUGCCGGUGGAACACACAGAAUGCACUGCUCCCGCUGAAGAUGUCGAUGUAGAAAAUCAACAGCAGCCACUCCUCUCCACCACCAAGGGAGCAGCUACCCCAGCCAAACGACUGGGGUCAUCAUCGCCAGAAGCCCUGAAAGAACAACGGCCCAAGAGCAGAUUGCCUCCCAACAAGAGCCGCAUCCCACCCAAGCGAGCACAGAAUUCGUUGCCCAUGUCGUCAGAAGAAGCCAUUAGUAUCAGCAGUAGCAUGAUCAAGCCAACCAAGCUCCACUCGGCACAGAGCCAAGAGUUCACAAAACAUCUAGAGACGUCUCUGAGAGCCAGGGGGCUGAAACAAAGAGUGGCCAAGGAUGUUGUUUCCGGGGUCCGAAAUCGUACCAGACAGCGUGGCCCAUCCAAACGACGGGCCGUAUUGGACUACAGGCAACGCGUGCAGAUUACACUGCAGUCGGACAACGCCAGUGUCCAUUCAAAGGAAGUGUCCACGGAAGUCUUCAACUCUAGCCUGAGAUCCAUAGGUAUGGAGAGCACCGGCCAUGAGACUGCAGCCGCCACUUCAACAACCCAGGACCAGACAAACACCGCGCCUAACGAAAGCACGCCUCGAAGAAGAAGUCGCAGCAAAACAGGGAACUCGUCCUCAAGAUCAUCGUCCAAGCAAAGACAGUCUCGCACAUCUUCUUCUCAUCACCAGUCACCAGCCGAGAAGACUAGGAUACCACCAAACAGCUCUCGUAGUUCCAAACAACGACCCACAGAACUACCAAAGAUCGAUGUCGAAAGUGCCGAGCCCCGACCGAAACGUAGCGGAAGCGUCCAGCGUCGCAAGCAAUCCAAAAGAGGAAGCUCGUCCAAGUCGCCAAGCAGAUCUCAGAGAAACAAGGUAGAUCGCAUUCCCGACAAUCAGGGUGCGUCAGCCGAUGUGUCAUCCAAUGAAGAGGGGUCUCAACACACGGAAACACCCAACAACGACAAGCUGGAUGAUACGGAAUUGGAUGUUUCGGUCGUAUCUACUGCUAGUAGUUCACAACAUGUCCGCCGUCAUCAGCGCAAACAAUCCAGAAAGGGAAGCUCCAAGUCGCCAAGCACAACAAGAAGGACCAAAACUGUGGAUACAAGCGUCAACAAGAAGGAGGGGCUGCCCGUUGGGAUGUCAUUGGCCAAAGAGUCUCAACAUACUGCAGUACCCAAGCUGGGAGCUAGUGAACUACUAGACGCAUCCACGUCCACGAACGAUACUGCACAUACAAGCAUCAGGGAGGGUUCUACGAGUGGUAGUCCAAACCAAAGACGGCGUAGAACUACUCUGGUGACAAACCAGCGACCCAGAGAGAGACAUGAUAGGAUGCAGGACGAGAAGAUAGUUCUCUCCAAAUAUCUUGCUUCGUCGAUCAAAACCCCCGACCAGAAAGAUUCGAUUGCUCCAUCAACUUCGACCAAGAGUCGAAGACACCAACAAACAAGGAGAAAGAAGACACAACCUAUAAUGCCUGAAAACAACCCCAGGAUAUCCCUGGGCUCAAAGCACGGACAAGGUACCGAUACAAGCCCACAGGAUGGACUUGAUGAAGCCAUGCCGUUGUCGUCGUCGCAAGCCACUGACACGCUCGUAGAUAUCAAGACUACUUCAUCCAGAGAUAGCAAUGGUCCAUUCAACGCCUCGGCAACCUUGAAACCCGCGGAUGAGAAAUCCUGUAAUCCUUCGAUCGAGGGGCCUUCACAGCAUUCGCUGGGGCUUCCGUCGCAGCAUUCACUGGGCAGCUACUUACCAGAUGUGAUGAAGCGAGAUAGUGUCAAUUCGACUGUGGGAUUUGGCCCAACCGACGGUGACGCUGCCGACCAAAGCACGCGGACCGCUCGCCGAUCUGUCCUUGCCAACCUCGUGAGCAGGAUGAACCCUAGCAAGAAGAAUCCUCCUGGAUUCGAAGGUGGCAUCGCCCUAGCAGAUUCAGAACAGGUUGAUUUGGUGGACAAUCCUCGCGAGGCCCCCCACCCCCAAGCCAUGUUGACUGCCUUCAACCAAAUCAUUACAAAGCCCCUACUACGAAAGGUCCCAAGCAACAAAACAUGCAAUGAGGAGGAAGAUGAUGAACCACACCUCAAAGUUGAUGCUUUGUCCGGACAUGAAGGCGCCGACAGGGACUCAUUAAUGGACAGUCAAUCAUCGAUAGACCCCAUCGUAUUCAAGUUUGAUGCUGCUGAUCCAUCCAUUGCACAGUUCGACCCGCGGAAGGCAUCGGAAAACCAAAAUACGCACAACUCAUUGUCUACCAUUGAUCGAAUCCACCAACGGCAAACUCUUCGUGAUAGGCGAACGGAUGUCUCGCGCCCUCACAGAAGGGAUGGUGGACUAACAGAGAGUCUCCACAGCUCCUGCUCACAAGUUGAUGCCUUAAAAGCUGCACAACUUUCAGCAGAGCGUCGUUCGAAGGAUGCCGGCAAAGAAGGACACAGACGAAAGUCAUCCCGGACAAGAAAGUCCACGAGGAGUGCCGAUUCAUCUGCAAUGAAAGACGGAUCGAUGAAAGAUAUAUCCUCGGCGACGACCUCCUCCAAUAGAUCGAGGGACCGUCGCCGUCGACACACCCAUAUGCCUUCUUCCCCUGGCAAAAGUCCGCCCACAUCCCCUUCUGCAAACAACCUUCGACAUCACGAACUCACCAACUGCACGGCACGAAGCAAUGAAAAAGAGAAGAACGGCGCCUGCCCUCAAACAGGUGGCACUUGA